Molecule: messenger RNA, 408 nt
Organism: Funneliformis geosporum
Lineage: Eukaryota; Fungi; Glomeromycota; Glomeromycetes; Glomerales; Glomeraceae
Source: the annotation of a GenBank genome assembly
AUGUUGAACCAUCAAAGAGUUCAAAAUCUUGUAGUUGAAGACAUUACAAAUUUCGUGAAAUUUAUUGAGAGUGGAUUUGAUGUUAUAAAAUUUGCUCUUUUGUAUCUCGCUUUUCUUAGACAUACCGUCAUAAAAAAAAAGAAUCAAGCCAUGCUUAGUAAUAGACGUAAUUACAUGGAAACCUUGGUGAAAAUUAUUAAUCAUCGAAGAAAUGUAAUUGAAAAUACAUCGGUUGAAAACGAAUUGAGACAUGAUAUGUUAACUUCUUUAAUCACCGCAAACACCGAACCUAUUGCUGGCGGAGUUGACACAACUGCAAACUUAUUAUGUUUUGUCAUAUACUAUUUAUGCCAUUAUCCUGAUGUAUUGGCUCGGUUGCAAAAGGAACUUGAUUCGAUCGAUCUUUGA